AUGGUUUCAAAGUGUAAAGUUUUGCUGGUUGUGCUCGUUUUUACCAAAGCAUCUAGUGAUAAUAUUCGUGGAAAAUCUGGAAAGAGAAAACAGCAUUUAUACUCGAAUGACAAUAUAUGGAAAAAGGUAUAUGAGACGGAAUUAGAUGACGCGUUUCUCGUCUCAGAUAGGGACAAAAACUUCACACGAGCGGCCCAAUCCACUUCGACCUCUGAUAAUGAAGUAGUAAUAGAAAAGCUUAUGGAAGCUAUAACAGCGAACGAGAAAUAUUUAAAAAAAAUUGAAAACAUAGACUUUAAACUAAACAGGCUUGAUAUAGAAAUACAUGAAAGGACAAAUGCGAUAUUGAAACGUUUGACUGAGGUAACAACUACAGUUCAUAGUCCAGGCGAUUCUAAGAAAUAUAACGCCUCUUGGGAUGAUCUAAAAACAGAUAUAAGUCAAAUUAAACUUUCCUUAGAAAAAUACCAACGGCAUUCUGUGGAUAAUAAGGAGUGCAGUUUAGAAGUAAAUUUAGAUAGUCGGCUUUCAUUUCUGGAAAGUCACAUGAAGUCCGUUAUGAACAGCGUAGAUACAAUAGCAAACGUUAUCGCAGAGGUGAAAAAUCGUCAGCGCACACGAAAUUCAAAUAAACCUGAGGUGAAUGGUGCCAUCGACCCCUCUUUUCUGAUCAACGAGUUCCGGAGAGUCAUUCACGAGCAGAAAACAAAAAAAUGCGAUUGCAAGUCUGGUCGUGUAGAUCGCGCGGAGCGGUAUCCUACAGAUUGUCAAGAAAUUCAAACACAAGGAUUUAAUAUAACUGGAAUUUAUAAAAUCAAACCUGAUGAAAUGGAACCAUUUUAUGUUUUGUGCGAUCUAAACGCUGCAGGCGGGGGCUGGACGGUAAUACAAAAUCGAUUCGACGGUUCUCAAGACUUUUUCAAAAACUGGUACGAAUACAAGCAUGGCUUUGGUAAUUUGGCCGGCGAAUUUUGGCUUGGCUUGGAGAAGAUUUAUUACCUUACAAAUCAAAAACUUUACGAAUUAAGAGUGGAAAUAGAAUCGCAACAUGGACAAGAAGCUUCAGGAACAUAUUCAGUGUUUACUCUGGGACCAGAGUACGAAGGAUACCGAAUAAGUACUAUUGGAACAUUUCGUGGAACAGCCGGUGAUUCUCUGUCGUACCACGCUGGUCAAAAAUUCUCGACUUACGACGUGGACAAUGACGAGUGGAAAGAGGGGUCUUGCGCCAACGAACAUGGCGGAGCGUGGUGGUAUAAAGAAUGCGAUAAAAGUAACCUUAAUGGAAAAUAUUUAAUUUCACCGGAUGAAAGUAACGAACAAUCGAUUUACUGGGUCUCAUUCAAAGGUUCACAUUCACCGUUAUAUAAGACUAGGAUGAUGAUAAGACCGCUCCCGGCCAGCCGGCCGAUGGAAUAUAAUGAAAGAAUACUGAGUACCAAAUUAUCAAUUGACAAAAAUCGCGGGAAGGAUACGAAGAGCUCUUACCAUGAAGCAGUGCGCGGGCGCCUUCCUUAUCGCUUCGACGACGGUCUGCAUGCUGACGGCUUCUUCCCUAAUUACGCG
Messenger RNA from Brenthis ino (lesser marbled fritillary), 1566 nucleotides. The record is from the annotation of a GenBank genome assembly. NCBI's taxonomy places the organism in Eukaryota, Metazoa, Arthropoda, Insecta, Lepidoptera, Nymphalidae.